Molecule: messenger RNA, 1211 nt
Organism: Gordionus sp. m RMFG-2023
Lineage: Eukaryota; Metazoa; Nematomorpha; Gordioida; Chordodea; Parachordodidae
Product: origin recognition complex subunit 2-like
Exons: 8
Coding region: 183-1127 (314 amino acids)
Biological process (GO): DNA replication
Cellular component (GO): nuclear origin of replication recognition complex; nucleus
Molecular function (GO): DNA replication origin binding
Source: RefSeq, a predicted model, not a curated record
CAUCAACCAAAUCUAUAUAUUGCAAACAUCCAAAUAAAACUUUCUGCUAUCCUUAAAAAGUAAUUUAAAAGGGGUGUAGUGUGGGCAUAGGUUUUUGAAGGGGGUUUGCAUCCUGUAAAAUCCUGUCAUGUAGACUCUGCCUGUCCAUUCUCCGACACGGAGUUGAUCUACACAUUUAUCAUAUGGAAAAACAGCGCUAUUUAAAUUAUAAAACUCAUUUCACUGAGUGGAUGUAUGAGAUGAUGAACGGAUUUAAUGUAUUAUUAUAUGGGGUUGGCUCAAAAUAUGAUUUACUCGAAACUUAUAUUCUGAAUUGCUUGAAAAAUUCAUUUACGCACAUUGUUAUUCAAGGAUAUAUGGUGGAUAUCAACUUAAAAAUAAUAACUGAUACAAUAUUAAACAUGAUUGAAAUCCCGCAGAAAUUUAUUCAAUUAGGUCAUAUAGAAAGAUCUAUUGAUAACUUUCUUUCUAGACCAGAAAAUAAUAGAAAAGAGUAUUUUAUCGUGGUCCACAGCUUAGAUUCUAUUAAUCAUCAAACUGAACAGAUAUUGAACUUUUUAUUAAAUCUAGUACAAAUUGGGAAUAUCCAUAUAAUAGCAUCUAUAGAUAAGAUAAAUAAUGGAACAAUUUGGGACGAAAAAUCUGACAGUUACAAGGAAUUCAAUUGGAUACGCCAUCACACGCCAACGCCUCGCUCUUUCUUGCAGGAGUCAAAUUCUCAAGAUUCUUGUUUCUUUUUGAUUAACUCUACACAUCCACAAAAUGACAACAAUGGAGAUGAAAUUAAAAAUGACGGAAACGAUGCCUCUAUUUUGUCUCUGAAACGCGUGUAUUCCAGCCUCUCCGUAAAUUCCAAAAAAGUCUUUGACAUUAUGACGCUGGAAAUUAUGAAAUUCGAAUCAGAUGUUUCAGAUCUACCAAGUGAUGAUUCGAUACCAUUUCAAAAUCUACUAAGACUAUGCCGGGAAGAAUUUUUGGUCGGCAAUGAAAUUGGGUUAAGGAUACACUUGAGAGAAUUUGUGGAUCAUGAAAUUAUUACUAUAAAAAAUGAUGAAUCUGGAAUCGAACAAAUAUACUUUAACAUUAGUCGAAGAGCUUUAUCAAAUUUUAUCCAUCAAAUCACAUAGUUUUAUUUUUUGAUGUAAUAUUUCAAACGACAUGUUAUAUACAAAAAUUUUUUAAAAAUGAAAUUUUGUAAAUUUGCAAAUUAU